Pedinophyceae sp. YPF-701 is the source of this 1152-nucleotide messenger RNA. The record is from the annotation of a GenBank genome assembly. Lineage: Eukaryota; Viridiplantae; Chlorophyta; Pedinophyceae.
AUGGCCCUCCCCGCCGGGACCCCCCACGUCGCCGCGCCGGCCGUCGCGGCGCUCGGCCGCGGCUGCACGUGCUGCGAGAAGCGCGCGGACCUCGUGCGCGAGGUCGCGCGCCUCGCGGCCCGGCCUGACGUGGACUACGUGCUUGUGGAGGCUGCGGGCUCGGCGUACCCUCAGGAGGUUGCGGAGGCGCUCGUGGGCGACGGCCACGGCGACGGCGACGCAGGAGCGGGGCGCGCGGGGGCUGGGGACGGAGUCGCGAUCGACACGAUGGUCACGGUGGUGGACGCGGGGGUGUUUUUGGAACACCUCGCGGGGGACUUGGAAGUCGGUGAGGUGGUGGGGGGAGUAAACGCGGACGCGGACGCGGACGCGGACGCGGACGCGGGCGGCCGCACGGUCGCGGAGGUGCUCGCUGCGCAGGUGGAGUUCUGCGACGUCGUCGUCGUGAACAAGAUUGACACGGUCCCGGGCGGAGGCGACAGUGUCACGGCACAGCAGGUGCUCGCGGUGCUGCGCAAACUCAACCCGACCGCCAGAAUCGUCCUCGCGACGCACGGCCACGUCGACCCGACCGCCGUCGUCGGCACGGGCCUCUUCGACAUGGACCGCGCGGCCCACAGCGCGGGAUGGAUGCACGAACUGUCCGCGGCCGCGCCCACGCCCGAACCAAGCAGCGCCGACGCCGGCCGCGCUCGGCCCGCCCGCGUGGACGGCCGCGGCGGCGUCGAGAGCUUCGUGUACCGCGCUCGCCGGCCGUUCUCGGCGGCGCGGCUCGCGGACGCGCUGGAGCUGCCGUGGGACGGGCUGCUGCGGUCGAAGGGCUACUUCUGGCUCGCGACGCGCGGCAGGAUCUCGGGGCUGUGGCAGACCGCGGGGAAGGCGUGGUCCGGCGAGCCCGUCGCGCCGUGGCAGGCGACGCUGCCGCCGGACGCGCGGGAGCCGGGGGUCGAGCUCGAGGGCGACUGGGACGCGGUGUGGGGCGACAGGCAGACGGAGGUGGUGUUCGUGGGCGUGGGGAUGGACGAGGCGGGGUUCCGGGCGCGCCUCGACGGGUGCCUGUUGUCAGACGCAGAGAUGAGUCAGGGGGAGGGGUGCUGGGCGCAGAUGGAAGACCCCCUGCCGCCGUGGGAGGUCGCUGGCGGCGUGCACUGA